Messenger RNA from Serendipita indica DSM 11827, 1143 nucleotides. Lineage: Eukaryota; Fungi; Basidiomycota; Agaricomycetes; Sebacinales; Serendipitaceae. The record is from the annotation of a GenBank genome assembly.
AUGUCUCCUCUCCCCGUCAACUCUCAGCGUUCUGUUCGUGUCGAGAACAUUAGUCCACGCAGCUCUGUAAUCAACACGCGUGAGCAUGUCAUCGUCAGUACGCUCCAACGCUGGUUCGAAGUCACGCUCGACAGCGAGGCCUCGGCGACUAAAGCUCUUUCACUCUCUGGACACGUUCUUCAGGGCAUGCCCAUUCAAGUCGGCUUGUUGUUUGAUCCAGACCUCCUCGUAAACGUUUCCCAAAAGUCGCAAUCGGACAUUGCGGCCGAUGAGACGCGUCGCAACCUCUACGUGCUUGGUCUUCCUCACGACUUUUCGCUAGAUGAAUUCAAGGCACUCUUUCGACCAUAUGGUACCAUCGAACAUGCCGUAAUUCUCGCCGUUCUCGAUAACUUUUCUCGCCGUCGCGGCUUUGUCGUCUUUGCUACCCAUGCUCAAGCUCGCGCCGCUAUGAGGGCGACACACAAGAUCGGUGUCAAAGGUCACCAGCUCAAUGUGUCCUGGGCAGUUGUUCAGCGAUCUUCCGGUUUUCUCGACGGUGCUGACCGGGUAGGUGAAGCACUUGGAGAUAACUCAGCCUCCGCAAGGAAGCCCAGUAAGGAAACCAUCGCUCCUACAAACGACGGACCAGCAAAGCGUCCCAGCAACCCUAUCGCAUCCUCAAAUACGACCGCUCAUGACUCGAAGCAUGCUCUAUCCACUGAUUUUAUCAAUGACAAUCUCGGCACUACUUUUGCCUCUACUCUGCUCGUUUCCAACCUCUGCCCAUGGCUCUUCCAGACCCAUAUCGAUAUUCACGCUCUCUUUGCUCCCUAUGGCUUCGUUAAGAGGAUUACGUUUAUUCCUCCGCUUCAGACCGUUCCGUCCCCCAAAGAGUCACCAAAGGCUGUUAUCGUCGAAUACGCUGAUCUUCAAAGCGCGCUCUCUGCGCUCUAUCAGCUCAGUAAUACUGCAUUUGGAACGUCUAUUGUUCGCGCGAGUCUCUUCAAGGACGCUAUGCAACGUGCCAUCGCCCUCCAAGUUUCCGAGCCAACCGCCACUUUGACAUCGAAUCAUCAUAUCUCGGCAGCUCCCCUAUACGACCAAGCAAAGCGCACUCACGAGACCGAGCAUACUCAAAAGUCGCGCGUUGAUGUCCAGUAG